CAACCUGAUCCCCCCGUUUCAAAGCUACCACACUUUUCAGAGACACUGAAAAAUAUUUACACUUUCCCUUAACCUUCACACAAGUGGGGUCCACAAAACAAUCCCUCGUAAUCAUCCCUUUCCCCAUUUACACAAACAAACACAACGACGCCACUCCCCAGAUCAAAGAACCAUUUCUCUCGCGCCAGUCAAAAACCCUCUCAGAGAAAGCACACAACAAAGAUGACCGACGAAGACAAACCCAAAGCCUUCUCCGGCGGCCAUCACAACCACCCUCCGCCGCAGCCACAACCCUUCCCCGCCGCCCAGUAUGGCACCUUCCAAGGCGUCGCCAACUACCCUCCGCCGCAGCCGCACCCCGCCAUCGGCUUCCCUCACCCGGUUCCGCCGCCCGGCGCCGUCGACUCCUCCGCCCCUCCUCCGCCCUACUACCCGGGCUACCAAGCCGUUCCCGGUUAUGCAGUUGCUGAAGGAAGACCUGUAAGAGAACGCCGCCUUGGUUGCUGUGGCCUUGGAUGCGGCUGGUGUCUGUUUAUAUUAGGCUUCUUUCUUGCUGGCAUUCCGUGGUAUGUUGGGGCAAUAAUUAUGCUUUGUUCCAGAGUAGACUAUCGAGAGAAACCCGGAUAUAUUGCUUGUGUAGUUGCUGCUGUUCUGGGCACAAUUGCAAUUAUUCUUGGUGUGACAGAGGGAGUAGAUGACUGGUAAUCUUCAUGUCAAGAGUUGUGUAAAGUUUGUUAGACGAGUGGUGUAUGUAAAGUGAAACAGUUGCUGGAAAUUAUGUCUGAGUUCGAUUUAUGUGUUCAUUGAGAACUGCUACCAUAUGUGAUAUGAAUUGUUUGAUUUAUUACAAGGUUCUCCUGGUCCUGACUAAAGAUAUAUAUGAUGGGGCAAGACUUGAUAUUUGUAUGGAACAAUUUUAUAGUGAGUUAACUAUUCUAAUAUAUACUGACAUUAUUUGUGUGAAA
Messenger RNA from Glycine soja, 965 nucleotides. RefSeq names its product 60S ribosomal protein L18a-like protein. Lineage: Eukaryota; Viridiplantae; Streptophyta; Magnoliopsida; Fabales; Fabaceae. Bases 223 to 705 code for a protein of 160 amino acids. The transcript has 4 exons. The record is from RefSeq and is a predicted model, not a curated record.